Messenger RNA from Laetiporus sulphureus 93-53, 280 nucleotides. RefSeq lists its product as uncharacterized. The coding region runs from base 120 to 275 and encodes 51 amino acids. The transcript has a single exon. The record is from RefSeq and is a predicted model, not a curated record. Lineage: Eukaryota; Fungi; Basidiomycota; Agaricomycetes; Polyporales; Laetiporaceae.
CGAAAAAUGCUCCAAAUCUUUACCAACGGGAUUGCGAAAGAUUGCUAUGGGAGAUCUUUGCGAGCUCGAUCUCGUCUGAUCAGUGCUGAUCGGCGAGUCCCUGGUGGCGCAUCAACCGGAUGGCAGCCUGUGUCCCCGUGUGCCCCGUUGGUCCUUGUGGCCUCAGACUCCCUCACGGAGACGUCGGCCGCUGGGAUCAACCACGUGCUGCUUCUCUUCCCUGCUUCGACAGCGGCAGACGAUCUGCACGGCUCGGACAGAUCGCACGUUUAUAAUUGAU